Fonsecaea monophora is the source of this 993-nucleotide messenger RNA. RefSeq lists its product as hypothetical. The transcript has a single exon. Gene Ontology annotation, biological process: regulation of transcription by RNA polymerase II. NCBI's taxonomy places the organism in Eukaryota, Fungi, Ascomycota, Eurotiomycetes, Chaetothyriales, Herpotrichiellaceae. Bases 1 to 993 code for a protein of 330 amino acids. Gene Ontology annotation, molecular function: DNA-binding transcription activator activity, RNA polymerase II-specific. The record is from RefSeq and is a predicted model, not a curated record.
AUGCGAUUCUUCCAUCACUUUCUCACCAUCGCGUAUCCACACCUGCCAGUUGACAACGACCAUGUCUGGGUCAACGACAUUCCCCAAUUUGCUGAACAGCAUGAAUACCUGAUGCAUGCGUUGCUUUCGCUUGGGGCCUCCCACCUCAGUCGCCUCACGGGCGUUGACUAUCGACGAGAAUCUCUAAUUCAUCGCGGUCAGGCUAUUGCUGGCCUCAAUCACGCACUGAGCCAGACGGCGCGUUCUUACGGAGAAGCAGACGCUAUGCUCGCCUCUUGUUACGCCCUUACCUUUCAAGCUUCUUACAUGAGUGAUGGUCUUUCCGAUUUCAUCACCAUGGUCCGAGGAUGCGCCCUUACAACCGAGAAAAUCAAGCAAGAGCACUCGCCUACAGCAUUUAACCUGCAACCAGACUGGCACUUCAAAUACAUGGCGCCACGACUGCAGAACUUGCCAGCCGUUGACCCCCUCUUGCUACAAGAUGCCUACACAGCCCUUGAGGGAGUUCGACCCUUUUUGACUGGUGGCACUGAGAUAGAUUUUCACGAGGCGCUCGUCGAUGUAAUCACCUCGCUCCAAGCAUCGCCGGCAUCAGGUUACAUGCAGUUCAUCGGCGUGUACGGUGUAUGGUAUGAAUUAUGCCACGACUCUUUCAAGACCUUCCUGGACCCAAACAAUCUUGUCGCUCAACUUCUUCUUGCCUAUUUCGUGGGCGUCCAGUUGUUGAUGGUUCCUCUCGCCACACAAGAAUGGCCACAUCGCGCGGAUGUAAGUCGCGUACGCGUGCUGCAGGGCACCGUCGAGUGGGCUCAAGGGAUUUUCCAGAAACUUGGAGACUCUGAGUGGGAAGCGCACCUUGAUUGGCCAAGGAAUGUCAUUGCCACUGUUGUUGCAGAGAUCAAUGGUGAAGUGCUCCAAUUGCCGCCUGUCCUGCAGCUUCAUCUGGCCACGCGAGAUAUCACCCCACAGUCGACGAUUCUGACACCCACCUGA